Molecule: messenger RNA, 1579 nt
Organism: Acanthopagrus latus (yellowfin seabream)
Lineage: Eukaryota; Metazoa; Chordata; Actinopteri; Spariformes; Sparidae
Product: MAD2L1-binding protein-like
Exons: 3
Coding region: 664-1215 (183 amino acids)
Biological process (GO): regulation of exit from mitosis
Cellular component (GO): nucleus
Source: RefSeq, a predicted model, not a curated record
UCAAACUAGGUUUGUAUACAUCAGUGACAAAGUUGAAAGCACAAUGGCGACAUCUUGGUCAACGCGUGAUCACAUGGCGGGUCUGAGGUCAGGUGUCGUUUUCAUCACCUAACACCCAACAAACCAUUGCUACUGUCACUACACGCAAACUAGGCUACUUGAUUGAACAUAACGGGAUGUCACAAAGAAAAGGCCAAAAAACGCAGAGACGUUGAACCUGCUGGUUCACCUGUUGACCAGGUGUGCCGCGGCGCGACGUUGGCGGGUCGAUGAGGCAGCUAGCAUGGAUGUAGCAUAGAUGUUAGCUCGUCGUCUGCUGCAGUGGCACAGCAGCCUUGUCCGUGCCGCGAUGGGAAACAUAGAACCAGCGGAUUUAGUCAAAAUUAGUUGGUGGACCAGAAAUUCAGAGGGUGGCUGUACCUGACCAAUUAUGACAACACUCAAGAACAAGGGACUUCUGGACAGUCCAGUGUGCAAGAUUCCAAUGUGACUCCCAGUAAACAACACAAUAACACAGAGGCCAGUGAUGCUGAGGUGGUGAGAAGGGCACGGGAGGAGGGCCUUGUGAGCGUGGUCUUCCCCGGCACUGCAACUCAGCAAGGCUGCUGCCGCUUCGUCAGCGAGAUCCUGAAGUGCAUUCUCUAUCAGAGGCAGCAGCUACCCAUGACAUAUGACCAGCUGGUGUACUCGCAGAGGAAACAGCAAGCCUCAGUGCAGGAUAAAGACACAGUGGACGGGCGCAAGUGUCAGCAGACCCUUCAGGAGCUGGAGGAGGUGCUGCAGCAGCUGGAGGUGCUGUUUUCCAUCAGCAGGGUGCCCCGCGUGUUACUGCUAAUGGGUGGCUCCCUCGUCCUCCCCAAAGAGAUCUACGAGAUCAACAUGGAGGCUCUGGUCGUGGCCAGUGGAGAUCAAUGUCUGCGGGUAUCCUCCUGCUUAAGGCAGCUCUUCCGCACACUCUUCGUAGCUGAUCUUUUGUCCGACACCAAACCCGUUCGUUUAAUGUCCACCACAGUGUUGGUGCUGGCUCACCGGGAUUGUGGUGUGGGUUGGUUUCGCCCUAAACUACAAUUUAAAGUGCCAACCCGAGUAAAGAACCAAGUCAUUGCUCUGUCUACUGACCCCAGCACCUGUAAGGGACAGAGGGCAGAGGGUUCAGACUGGCAGGAUUAUGUGUGGUUUCAGGCACCCAUGGCUAUCAGGGGCUUCAGCAAGUGAGCCAGAAUGUUGGAAAGAGCGAGGUACAAAGAUUGGAGCGCAGUUUCUGGAGCCCAAAUACUAGAAUUACAUUUUAAUGCUUCAAAUGAAUUUUGAAUUCAACUGUCUACAUUUUAAAAAUUAUGGGUUUCUUUUUUAUAUCUCUGACUAAAAAGUAAAAGUAUGCACAUUUAAACAAUGGUGGGUUUAAGGACACCAGCAGUGUGUUAUCUUUUCUGUAAUACCAAGGGAAUGUGUUCUUGAAGCUUUGUUGUCAGGUGAUUAAAUCUAAGGACAUUUUCUAUUAAUGUUUAUAUUUAUGAAGAAUGUUUUUGCAUUACAGAUCACUAACUUUUUAAAGACAAUAAACACAAAACACACAUAA